This is a messenger RNA of Alligator mississippiensis (American alligator), 1822 nucleotides long. RefSeq names its product C-type lectin domain family 4 member D. Gene Ontology annotation, biological process: antifungal innate immune response. The coding region runs from base 1219 to 1674 and encodes 151 amino acids. The transcript is spliced from 5 exons. NCBI's taxonomy places the organism in Eukaryota, Metazoa, Chordata, Crocodylia, Alligatoridae. Gene Ontology annotation, molecular function: carbohydrate binding. Gene Ontology annotation, cellular component: external side of plasma membrane. The record is from RefSeq and is a predicted model, not a curated record.
UGAAUGGAAAUGGGGACAAAGGGCAAGGGGGGUAAUGAAUGAGGUCAGGUCAGGAGAGCCUGAGAUACCAUGACAGAGUAGUUAGAGAAGAUGGAAAAGUCCGAGUGAGAAGGGAACCAGGGAAAGAUGAGGCUGGGCAGAGUGGGCCAUGAUCGAAGGGGAAGGGAGAAUGAAACGUUAGAGAGUGAUUCAGUGACCUGCAGUUCCCUUGAAUGGCAACACACAAACAGUUCCCACAGAGGAGUGGCUGCCUCUUCUCAGUAACAUUAAGCAGGUGAACUCCUUUGUGUGACUCCAGCCAUGAACAUCACUCCCAUACCAUAGAUGAUUGGCUAAUUGAUCUCCUAACCUGAGCAUUUCCUGGUGUUGUGAAGACCCUGUCACAAUUAUCACCAGAAAAACAGCCCUUCUGCUACCAGCCCAUUUGUUUCCUCCUUGUGUUGCACUUUAGGUGCCCUUUACUUGACAGAUGGACCUGGAAUUUUGUUCUAUUGAGGGACAGGUAAAGAUGGAGACACAGAGAGAUGGAAGCUGCAGGAGAAGGGGAUGGAAGAGAGGAAGAGCUGAAUGGAUAGAAAACAAGGAAUUAGUGGAAGGGAAGCAACAGAGGAGUAUUGAAGGGUGGGGAAGGAGAGAUUUAGGAAAAAAUGACAGGAGGGAACUGAGGGAGAGAAAGAUGUGGUGGAGCAGGUUAGGGAGAGAAAUGGGAGGUACCAGCUGUGGAGAUAUGAGGGGCCAUAAGAGGAGGUGUGCAGGGAAAGGAACUGGGAGAGGAACACGGUGCAGUGGUGGAAGGAGGAGUCAGGCGUGGGGGCAGAGGAAGGUGCAAUAGGAGCUGCAAUAGAAAUGCAGUAGUGGCUUCAGCCCUUGCAUGUGACCUACCUUCUAAUUACAAGUAGCAGAAUCCAUCUGUGGUCCUCAAGAAAUUUUCCCUCUCCCCCCUGUCCCUGGACACUGUGCUGGGAACCGACUGGUAGCAGUUACCUCCUGCUUUCCUGGCCCUGGCAGUGCGCGAUCCCUGCUCUUGCCUUGUGUUUUUCAGCCCCUGCUGAGGAGAGGGGAGGCUGUCCCCGGCUGAGCUCCUGGGCUGUUCUGAUUCCUGCCCUGAUCUUCAAGGCCUGUAUCACAUGUGGCUGCCUUGUUAUCCUCCAUAAACAAAGCCAUGAAGCUCACAGGACACUACCUGAGACUUUCCCAGAGUGGCACUGUGCUCAGGGGAUGCCUGGGAGCAAAGAGCUGGUUUGGACAUGCUGCCCGAUGGGCUGGAAGGCCUUUCAAACCAGCUGCUACUACUUCUCCAGCGAUGUUAUGUCCUGGGAUGACAGUGAGAAGAACUGCACAGCGAUGGGCUCCCACCUGGUGGUGAUCAACACCAAAGCUGAGCAGGAUUUCCUGCUCAAUUGGGUAAAAGAAAUGCUUGCAGACUUGCCAGUAAAGAUGUACUACAUUGGGUUGACUGCCCAGGAGGCGGAGGGCCAGUGGUGCUGGGUGGAUCACACCCCGUAUAACAAGAAUGAAGCGUUCUGGAAACCUGGGGAGCCCAGUGAUCCCAUACUGGAGCCAUGCACUGCCCUCCAGGUGAAUUCAAAAAAACAAGCGAGAGAAAACUGGAAUGACCUUGCAUGUUUCACUGAUUUGUAUCGAAUUUGCGAGUCUGCACCAACAUGUAUUUAAGGAAAGACCCCGCCAUGCAGGAGGGGAGGCCAGAGAGGGCUUGUUCUGUGCUGCAGACUGCUUCCGGAGACUUCUGAUGGUGGGUGAAGGGCAGGAAGAGGGUUCCUGCAAGAAGUGCUCUGAGUUCACCAAUAAAGUCAUUCUGGAA